Molecule: messenger RNA, 318 nt
Organism: Leishmania major strain Friedlin
Lineage: Eukaryota; Euglenozoa; Kinetoplastea; Trypanosomatida; Trypanosomatidae
Exons: 1
Coding region: 1-318 (105 amino acids)
Source: RefSeq, a predicted model, not a curated record
AUGCCCUCUAUGCGCAAGCUCGUCCCAGCCACCGCGAGCGAAAUUGCCGCGAUUGUUUCCCCUGCUUCUGCAACGACGACGAUGACCCGCAGUCCCGCGUAUGUCGACGGUGGCGUGCGGAUCACUCCUGUGAUGAUGGUCGUCGGCAUGUCGCUUGUGUUGGCGUUGGUGUACACCCUGUGGAAGCUUCUCCCAAGGAUCCGCAGUGGCGAGCUUUCGUCUUCGAAGCUUGGGUUCAAGGGGCGUGCGGAGCCACUGAGCCGAAAGCCGAAGAAGGUGCACUCGGAAGACGAUUGCUCGUCUGCGGGCAUGGUGUAG